This is a messenger RNA of Aspergillus caelatus, 2132 nucleotides long. Its product is annotated as putative C2H2 finger domain protein. Bases 383 to 1765 code for a protein of 460 amino acids. Gene Ontology annotation, molecular function: DNA-binding transcription factor activity. The transcript has a single exon. Lineage: Eukaryota; Fungi; Ascomycota; Eurotiomycetes; Eurotiales; Aspergillaceae. The record is from RefSeq and is a predicted model, not a curated record.
ACGAAUGGUCCAUCCGAGUAGCCCCGGUCGGUCUGCGCCAAAUGACCAUUCCCGACCGCUGCAGGGGCGGCGCUUCCCAUCAGUGUCGGGGGACGUAUUUCCACUCGAUGACGAUCAAUUUUUGGGCAGUUUGAUUUUGAAAGGAUUUGCGGCUCUAGAACAGCCAUUCAUGAUCGCCGAUCAUCAUCUAUUUUCUCAAUUUGGUUCUGGCUUUGCCCGGCUCGACGGGCACCUAGGGUGAAGACACAUGCUACUCGAGGUUCUCAGCUGGAAAUAAAAAUUCGCGAUCGCCCAGAAUUAUGACGCUUGGUGUUUCUUCGUUCUCGAUCAACCCCCUCUAUCUAUCUAUUAUACUAGAAAGGAUUGCCGAAACUCGUGGAUCAUGGACGACCCCAACUCUUUUACCGACCCUCAGCAUUCCACCCAGGACUACGAGCUCUUCCCAGACUCGGACUCAUUUGCUGAUCCUGUGCUCUGCCAACGCACCGCCGAAAUACAACGCCAAAUAUCCCAUAUAGACCAUACCAUGAAGACUUCGUGGCUUGCCUCGCCCAUGCCUCUUUCGAGCCCAAACGUGCACCUAAACCAAACUGGUUCACCUUACACCAUAGAGGCCAGAGCCUAUCCUGUGGUGUCCGAUAUCUCACCUUUUGGUGGCGGCUACUCGUCUCCUGGCGCUGAAAGCUCUCCAAGCAAUAAUUGGGGAAACAUGGGAUGCUACAUGUCACCGCCUUCCAGCUGCGCGGACACGAUGCUGCCACCACUCGAUCACUGGGCUUCUUGCUCACCAGGUCCCUCUGCAAAUGUCGAGCCCUCAGUUGCUCCAUCUGAGAUUGUGCAGAACUAUCCCAUGCCCAUACCGAUCGCGGAACUCGAACUGGAGCCGCAACUCGAUCCUGAACUCGAUUCUCAACUCGACGCGGAACCCAUAUCAGCCAACGCGCCAACCCCUAUGCACAGCCAUAGCAUGUACCAACACAGCCAACUAAAUCAUGGCAACGACACACUCAGCUAUCUCGGCGCAGGGCAGGCCCCUGACCAGGACUCAUUUGCCUUGCCUAGUUCCCCACGUCUGCCGGCAAAGAAGCACACUGGUCUGAAAGUGGCAACGCGUUACAACAACAGCAGCCAGAAGGGUUCCCAGAAGAAGGAACCUCUUACUGCCAACUCUAUCCGCGUUUGUCGGAAGCUCUCCAAGUCAAAAACAAAGAAAGGCACACGGCCCCGACGUACCUUUGUUUGCACUUUCUCUCGCUAUGGAUGCACUAGCUCCUUUGCUUCUAAGAAUGAGUGGAAGCGACAUGUGACGUCACAGCACGUCCAGAUAGGAUUCUAUCGCUGUGAUGUGGGCCAGUGCAACAUCAACAAUCUGAGCAAUGCCAGACCUAUGAGCUGCACCAAUGACUUCAACCGCAAAGAUCUUUUCACCCAGCACCAACGUCGGAUGCACGCGCCCUGGGCCAAGUCCAACGAAGCCACCGAGGAGGAGAAACAACAAUUUGAUGCGGAUCUCGAGGCGGUGCGCACUCGGUGCUGGCAUGAACAACGCCGACCGCCCUCGCGCAGCGCAUGUGGCUUUUGUGGAGAGGAGUUCGCUGGCUUUCAAAGCUGGAACCAGCGGAUGGAGCAUGUCGGUCGCCACUACGAGAAAGACGAUGUCGUUAUGGAGUCAGAGAAAGAGGACAUUGCCCUGCGUGACUGGGCUAUCCAGGAAGGAAUCCUGUCCUGGGGUGGCGGCAGGUGGAAACUCGCUUCUCGCCGUUAGAAAUAAUGGGCCUUUCUUUUGUUUUUCGUUGCAUUUUCUGCAUUGAUGGUUGAUUCCUUGCAUUGCAUUUUUCUUUAAUACCAUAAUAGCGCACCGCUGUGCAUUGGCAUGAUUGAUGACGGAUAUCCUGUAUUUCCUAGGCUUUGCUUUGUUCCCUGCCGUUGUUCUUUUUAUUUAUUUAUUUUUUUUUAUGCGGCCUUUUUCUCUAUUUUGAUAGUGACACCCCAUAUGUUAUAUUGCACAAUACCCAUGAACACUUAAGGAUCUAAUGCAUUUAUUUGGAAUUUGACAAUUGCGCACAGGACGGGUACAUAGAUAACUAAAUUAUACCUGGCUUAGAUUUAAUCCAUGGCUCGUUCGUUUAGCA